GAGGUGUGGGCCCCUGGGGCGGCCGAGGCCGGCCCCUCUGCGGCGCCGCCCGCCAGCGCCGGCUCCGCGGCCCUGGCGCCUCGCUGCCUGUCACGCGCCGCGGCCGAGGGGCGGGGAGGCGGCGCCCCGCCGCGGGACCCGAGCGCCUGCGGGGCGGACGGCGCGGCCGGUUGCUGGCCCGGGCCGGAGCCGUGCGGCCCCUGGGACGGCCGCGCGGGGUGGCUGCAGCUGCCGAGGUUCCUCCUGCCGGCGGAGAGCUCUCCGCCCGGCCCCGGCGGGGAGGCCGACGUGGCCAGAGAGGGGGCGGCGAACUUCGGGGUCGGCGGAUUCACGUUUUUCUCCUUGGAGGCCAAUGACGAUCAGGAUUCGCAGGCUGAUGAAGACGCCAGGUCCUUGCCGAGUGUCGCCAUGUCUAGCGAAUGGUCUCGAUCACCUCGAGGAGCAUCGCCUCGUAGUGCGAGUCGGGACUUUGGGUCCGUCCUCGUGCUCUGAACGAGCGUCGGCUGCGAUUGGCGGUACAGGUUUUGUGCAUGAUCGUACACGUUACGCGUUUGCGCCCACAAGCAGUCGAACAAUAAGCUGACCUGCCAGCAUGGGGGUUACGAGAGUUGUUCGUUCCCCUAUGGGCCUAGCAGCCCUCAGUUUCGUGUUGCAUUAGCUCUGAUCGUAUGAUGCCGUCCUGCCGCCUGUGUACGCGCAUGGACGUACAUGGAUGUACAUACGCGCGUGCAAUGUGUGUAUUCACGUACGGCUAGCUAGGAGGCAUCGGCGGAUCACGCGUUCAUAGUUUCUUGUGUGGCCAUUGGGCGCAUACUAAUGCACCGCAGCUGUUUGCAGGAAGACGCGGCGUCUAGGGCCGUCAGCCGUGCUCAAUAGGCGUAGUAUGAUUGCGGAAAGAGGCCAUGAGUUCGAGAAGUGUUUGCCCAGUUUUCUCACGUGCAUGGAAGAGUAGUAUGUCUCACCCGAGCUUGUUCGCUCCGAAGCAGUGCGCCAUGCCGCGCGCUGAUUUCAGUGUAAUUGCUUCAACGGCUCGCACUGCCGAGGCCCGUGGUAAGAUGCAGCGUCGGCGUGAAUCGCGCCCCAAUUCGGACCCCAUCGGGUGAAUUAGCCCCCGAGCACUCUGCGAGGCUUGUGCGGCUUGGGCCGAGCCUAUUGGUUGGCCCGCCGCAGCGAAGGAGGCGACGGUGCAAGUGAUUGGAAGGUUGGCGAGGUGGUCAGUUGCCCGUGGAUGGGAGUUCAAGGCUCCCUCUGAAAUCAAGUUCUGGCGCUCGCUUGCCUCUGUUUUAGCUGCCGCUUCCAUCGUCCUCCACCAGAUCCCCAGCACGAUCCACCUGAA
This is a messenger RNA of Prorocentrum cordatum, 1336 nucleotides long. Lineage: Eukaryota; Dinophyceae; Prorocentrales; Prorocentraceae. The record is from the annotation of a GenBank genome assembly.